AAUGUUAAUUGUACUUAAUCUGAAAGUACCAGGUUUUUUGUUGCUGCUGGUGGUGGUAUAAAGGGAGUGAUCGUGGCUUUCCCUUCCCUUUGUGAGACCAUCGGUAGCUAGGAGGAGUCUCUGGAAAGCAGACAGGUAUUCUUGUGAAUUCCUGCUACAACUCCUUCCCAGAGGAGAGAAGAACAUGGGGAGAAUGCUUGUGUUAAUAUAGAGCAGUAAGUUCUAGCUACUCAAAGGUACUCUCAGGUAAACUAAAGUCCCACUCCGAGCAGCCCUGUCCCCAAAGGUGGAGAGCAAGAAGCUUCUCUUCUUGGACACAGGAAAGCACCGUGACAUAAAAUUUGCUCUGUGAGUAUCCUACUGACAAGAGGUGCUGUAUUUGAAUCAAUGAAAAUCAAAGAAAAUUCUAGCAGCUAGUGGUUAAAAUGCAUUCUGUCAGCAUUUGUGUAAGGUGGGGAAGCAAUUGUGCCUUUAAAGAACGCACCUCUUGAUUUUCAGGUGAAGAAAACCACCUUUUACUCCACUUAAAAAGGGGAAUCUGAUCUUUUUCUGGUACUAGACUGGUUCUUCUCCCUUGAGUGUGUAGAAGUUGGAGUUAAAUUUUUUAGCUGAAGGCACAUAAACUGACAGAUACUUGUUUUCAAAGAAUGAGAGGCCUAAAUAUUUUGAGACACAAAAAUUACUGAAUUGAAAAAACCCCCAAAAUUGAAAUGAAAAUUAAUUUUGUGUUAACAGUGCCCUUUGUAAUAAGAAAGUCCAAUACUUGCUACUAGUAAUUCUGAUCCUGCAAAUAAAAAAUAUAGCUAACUUUCAAGCUGUUUCCUAAAUUUUAGCUGAAAAACUGUAUUUAAGUCUAAAUGUCUUCCAAUGCUAUUAUUUCAAUUUCCUUUUGUUGGAUGACACCACACGUGAUAUUAAACAAGGGUUUUGAAUGUUGUUUUUCAGAUUGCCCUCAAUGUACUUGCUUAGUAAUUCAAAAGCAAAUCGUCCCAUCCCAAUAUUUUUGAGUCAGUUUUUUUGUGUUGGCACAACUAUAAUUUUAAAAGGGUGAUAAAGUCUUGUUAAGCCAAUAUCAUUCCAUGGGUAGCAAUAAUAUAUAAAUAAAAUUUUCAUAAAAUUAUAUUGAACAUGUGAGGUUCAAGUUAUAUUGAACAAACAAUUCUGAUCACCUGGUUGUACUACUUGUCCUCAUUGAAAUGAUGUUUUACACUUAGUUAAAAGUAAUCUUUGUCUGAUGCAUUCACCCACUUCUUUUGGUGCUUACAUUGAAAGAUGAGGUUGGCUUGAUCUUCCAAUGACAAAUACGGGGAGAGCAGAAAAUAGAGUUUGCUGGAGAAGGUAAAGGAAAGGCCCCAAAAUUAUAUUUAUGUACUCCAUAAGCAAUAUCAAAAUCCUCAUCUUUUCCCUCUGACUGAAAAAAGUUUUCAUUUUUAAAUUUGAGAUUUGGCCAGUUCAGAAUUAAGCAGCAAGAGUAAAAUACCUCCAUGCUAGUGGCUAAAUUUCCAUCUAUGGAAGAUAAAUAUUAUUCUGCUCGUGUUCUGAUAGUGAAAAGGAAGUGAAGCUAGUAGGUGGCUUUCUGACACACAGGUGAUUAAAAAUAAUAUUAAAAAAUCCAGAAUUCUACCAGAAGAUAGGUGAUGAUUCUGGCUGGGAUGUAGUCUCAAAAAAAAAAUACUUAAUACUUCCAAUGUGCAACUUGAAAAUAAUAGGAUAGUACUUUUAUAUUAGGAAAAAGAAGACCAGACUUACUGAAGAUACUCAAUAUUCUACUUGAUUUUGCUUUGUUUGCUGCUACACUUAGAUUGGAAUUGUAGGACCAUUUAGGUUGGAAAGGACCUCCAAGAUCAUUGACUCCAACCAUUAAGCCAGCACUGCCAAGUCCACCACUAAACCAUGUCCUUAAGUACCACAUUUAUAUAUCUUUUAGAUACCUUCUGGCUUGGUGACUCAACCACUUCCCCAGGGAGCCAUGCCAGUGCUUGACAGCCCUCUCAGUGAAGAAAUCUUUCCUAAUAUCCAGGCUAAACAUCCCCUGGUGCAACUUGAGGCUGCUUCCUCUUGUCCUAGUGCUUGUUGCCUGGGAGAAGAGACAGAUCCUCGCCUUGGUACAACUUGCUUUCAGGUUGUAGAGACUGAUAAGAUCGCUCCUGAGCCUCCUUUUCUCCAGACUGAACAACCCCAGUUCCCCCAGCUGUUUGUUCCUCAUAAGACUUGUGCUCCGGACCCUUCACCAGAUUCACUGCCCUUCUCUGGACACACUCAACACCUCAGUGUCCUUUGUGUUGUGAGGGGCCCAAAAAUGAACACAGAACUUGAGUAUUCUUCUACAUCUGUGACUGGUUUAGAUCCCUGGAAUUGUUGAGAGCAGUUAUUCACACUGGAAUCAAAAUAAAGGAAGGGAAUUGUAAUCCAAAAAGACUUCCAAGAUGUGUUUCUUCUCUGCUCUGUGUUCUGAGCAGUUAAGAUAUUUUUUAGUGCUUUGUCUGCAUUUCCAGGUGGGGAGCUCUGAAAUGCUUUUUGUCCUCCUACGGUAGAAAAUGUGCAUAAAUCAGAACAGGCCCUCUUGCUACUAACAAAUCAUGCAAGGGAAUCAACUGUAGUGUGAGUGUUUCAAUAAACAAAUUACUACCAGGUAAUUCCCAAAGUCUGUUAGCCCCAUGUUUGUUUAGCAACCCUAUUAAUUAUGUGAAUUUCUAUUUUUUUUUAGUGUAUUUUUUUUCAGUUUCAUAUGCUUGGUGAAAACCGGUACUAAGUGCAGAAGUAUUACUGGUAACAUUUUCAUCCCUGGAAGUUGUUGAUAUUUCUUUGGGUGUUGGUAACUUGUACAUGAUAUGGAAGAAACUAUGAGAUCUAAAGAAUGUACUUGAACAUGUGGAGUUCUGAAGGAAAUACUGAUGUGGGAGCCCUGUUUUCUGAAAUAAGUGAUUUACAAACUGUUUAUUUGCAAGGCAAUGCCUACCGUGAAGGCUGACAGGUCCAGCAGCCUUUUCAGGACCAACCAAUCAGUUGUGCAUAGCAGCUGGACACAUCUUACCCUGGUCCUGGUUUCACUCAAUCUGGUAUGAAGAGCAGGAAUGUGUCAAUGUGUAUCAGCAAUAGUGUGGUCAGCAGGACCAGGGCAGUGAUUGCCCCCCUUUACUUGGCACUGGUGAGGCCACACCUCAUGUACUGUGUUUAGUUUUGGGGUUUUUAAUUCAGGGAGGAUAUUAAGGUGUUGGAGUGUGUCCAGAGAAGAGCAAUGAAGAUGGUGAAGGUCUAGAGGGUAAGUCCUGAGAGAAGCAGCUGAAAGAGCUUCAGUUGUUUAGCCUGGAGAAAAGGAGGCUAGGGGGGGACCUUUUCUGAGAGGAGGCUGUAGCCAGAUGGGGGUCACUGAUCUCCCAGGCAACCAGCAACAGGAUGAGAGGAAAUGUCCUCAAGCAGAUAUGGCAGGGGAGGUUCAGGUUAGACAUCAGGUGAAAUUUCUUCAUAGAAAGGGUGAUUAGACUUUGGAACAGGCUGCCCAGGUUAUAGGUCCAACCUAUGACCAAACAGCACUAUGCCAACUACACCAGGGCAUUGAGUGCCACAUCCAGUCUUGCUUUGAACACCUCCAUCUGUGAGGUUAGUUUUGGCAUGUUUUGGUCCUUUCCACACCAUCUCACUUCCUCCUAGACAAUUUUCUUGUAGUCACUAAAUUUCCCAAUUUUCAUUUUUUUUUUCUUUCGGGAAGGAAAUGAAAUCUUGCAAAACAGAAAAGAAAGACUUACAAACACUCUGGAAAGGAUAUAUGAUCAAAGGAAAUGCAAUUGAAGAAAAAAAAAUGGGACAUUUUCUGACUACAAGCAAAUGGGCCGAGAUUAAUGAGAUGCAGUGUAAAGGACCAAAACAUGCAAAACUAACCUCACAGAUGUUGCAAAAGCAGGGGAAAAAUCAAGGAGGAAGACACAACUUUUAGGGGAAGAUAUGAGAGACAUUGCAUAGAUGCUUUAUUUAAAAAAAAAAUCUUCGCCAAAGUGAAAGCCAUUAAAAGGCAUGGCAUGCCAUCAAGUGCAGGGACAUGGACCAAAGCUUGCCCAAUUGAUCCCCAAUGAAAUUGCAAGAUUUCUUUUCCUUUUCCUAAAGAGGUUGUUCAAGAAAACACCUUCUAUAUGUUGGACACGUGAUUUCACGUGUCUUUCCCAACCUAGCUAAUUCUGUUAUUCUGUAUGAAAUUACUGAAGCCUCCUUUCUAAACCCAAUUCAUCCUAUCCCUUUCCAGCCCUAAAAGCUUCCAAAAAAGGUCACAGAUGACUUUUUUUUUAAUCUUUUCCCUUUGAAUAACAGUCAGGAUAUAUGCAAAUUUUUCUUUUCAGACUUUUACUACAUGCUAUUUUCUUACUGGUGACCCUCUCCCUUUCUCAAGUUUUUGGCUUUGUCCACAUUAUUAUUCAUUAGUCCCUAUCUGUUCUUAAUUAUGAAGUACAAAGUUCAUAGUCAUUUUUUAAAGUUAUUUUUAAAAUUAAAUUAUCCCACAACCUUAAUUUUUUCAUGCAAAUAUAAAAAUUUUUGAUGAGAAAAUUAUCCCUUUUUGGCACUUCAAAGAGAAAUCUUUAAAGCUGUGAGGUACUUCACGCUGUUAACCACACUCUGUAGAAUUAAAAGCUAGCUAAUUUUACUGGGCCUUGCUUUAUUACAUACCAUAUUGGUAAAGAUGAAGAAAAUCUGUAAAUUUUUGCGUGGAACCAUGAGGGCUUGAUUUAGGUGAUGGAAACUUUGUGAAAGUCUCUUUGUGCUGUAAAAAUUAAGAGCAGACAUGAGUUAUUACAACUGCUCAAUAUAAUUGGGUGGAAGCUUGGUAAACUGCUGUAAUUCGGUCGCUCUGGAGUUCUGUGGCCAUACCACAGAUUUCUUCAUGUCUCAUACCAUGGAUUUCUUCAUUCCCCAGGGUACAGCACAGCCUGCUGCAGCCUGCAUGAGAAAUGGGACAAGUGUGCUUAGCUGUGAGUUGGAUCCUCUAUAAUAAGAUUAUCCCAGAGCUACACAGACCUCAGCUAGCAGCUAUUUUAAGCAGGGAGUAGCAGAGAACAAGAGCAAACAGCCGCAAAAUAUGUCCAGCUGUCUCCCUUUCUAGAAUUCCAGGGUGGAAAGUGCUGCCAUGGUGUGCAUACUGUGAGCGUCAGUGCUCUUUCCACUCUGCCCAUGAGUGCAUCAGCCACCCAACGCAUUGAGCAGCAAUGCUGGACCAGAUCUAACCACAGAGGGAUCCAUGUUCAGCUGGGAAAUCUUGAAUAUCAGUGGGGUACAGUCAUUGUCACCUCCUGCCCGCUUCAUUCUGACCUGGGACUUGUGCUAAACCUGUUGGACUGAUGAAAGACUCAGCAGAGAGCCUGGCUUGGCUUUUCACAGAUUAAACUCCUUCACGCCUCUGGUCAUGGCUUUGUGGCUGAAAGGAAUAUUUUUUUGGCUGUACGUGCAAAAGUUUUAUGCCAUCGGAUACUGAGCAAAAAAAGUAACUAUGUUUGGACUCCUUUUUUUCAUUUUAUUCACCCCUGGAGUCAGUGAAUUCAUUUGUUCAUCAUCAGAUCUUGAAAUGUCAUACACUUUUUGUGAUUCUACAGCUCAUGCUUUCAAGUUUAAUCUGACACCUUGCAGCACGACAAACAAACCUGUCUGGAAGGCUGCUCUUACCUGGAUUCCAAGAAGUGACAUCCACUUUUUGAAGAUUGUCUUCAAUGUCUGGUAUGAUGGUGCCAAAGCAUUCCUCUGGAAAGAACUCCUCUGCAGCGGAGCUGACGAUGAAUACUCAGUGUGCGGAACGCUGAAAGGAGAAACACUUGACUCAGCAUUUGACAUUAAAGGCUCAAAAAUAUCAUUUCCAAAGGGCAAUUAUAGUAUUGUUUUGCAAGGAUUCUCUGAUGAUUCUGAGAAUAAUAUGCUCAUAUGCUUGAAUUUCACCAUGAUAGUAAAAUAAGAUGCUUUUUGAGUGCAACAAACUUCUCAAAUAAUUCCAGAAUAUGGAGGUCACUUCUGUGAGCAACUGGAAUCCAAGCUGUGAAGUAAUAUGCAGACUGAAUUUCCUGAGGCAGAAUACAUCAUGUACUGUCUGGGAAGCUAUAAGAUAUAGUCUUUCUCAUUUGUAGCACAGCCAUAAUCAGUUGCUCAGCCAAUGUGCCCAAAAUUUCUGGGAAUCAGGCAUCCUGAUUAAUCCAUGGAAUUACCCUGACUGGAUGUCAGGCUGGUCCUGCAUUUUGGUGCUGUGCCUUGAGUUACAAUAAAGUUGAGUACUUCAGGCUGAGCUAAAGUAAUCAAGUUUUGAAGUUUUGAAGUGCCAGAAUCAGAAGUUCAUCAGUAUUCAAUUUAAAAUAACACAGCAAUUGAAUUUGGGAACCCUGCUGUGAAGUGGUGGGGGGUGGUUUUUUGUUUGUUUGGGUUUUUUUCUUUUCUUGUAACAAUAAAACUUGUUAGUACAAUCAA
Haemorhous mexicanus (house finch) is the source of this 6432-nucleotide messenger RNA. RefSeq names its product lymphocyte antigen 96 (gene LY96). The transcript has 7 exons. Gene Ontology annotation, molecular function: Toll-like receptor 4 binding; lipopolysaccharide binding; lipopolysaccharide immune receptor activity. The record is from RefSeq and is a predicted model, not a curated record. Gene Ontology annotation, cellular component: lipopolysaccharide receptor complex. Lineage: Eukaryota; Metazoa; Chordata; Aves; Passeriformes; Fringillidae. Bases 5474 to 5929 code for a protein of 151 amino acids. Gene Ontology annotation, biological process: innate immune response; positive regulation of lipopolysaccharide-mediated signaling pathway; toll-like receptor 4 signaling pathway.